This is a messenger RNA of Phragmites australis (common reed), 2518 nucleotides long. RefSeq lists its product as uncharacterized. The record is from RefSeq and is a predicted model, not a curated record. Gene Ontology annotation, molecular function: protein dimerization activity. The coding region runs from base 201 to 2321 and encodes 706 amino acids. The transcript is spliced from 5 exons. NCBI's taxonomy places the organism in Eukaryota, Viridiplantae, Streptophyta, Magnoliopsida, Poales, Poaceae.
AGGAGCUGCAACCAAAGUAUCACCGAUACGUCACGGAGGCCGCCGUACCCGUAUCUGAUACGGCGGGAUACGGCGAUACGGCGCGAUACGGCGCGAUACAGCGCUGGGAGCACGCACGCCGCCGGGAGUGAGCGCGGCGGCCUGGAGCCGAAGCCGCCACAGCACGAAUCCGUCAACACGUGAGAUCCAAAUCGCUGGCCAUGAUGGAAAGUGAAAGCUCAGCAUCCCCUAGUGCGCAAGCUGAUGCUAGUAACAGUAAUGUUGUUGAUGAAGAAAGAUUGCGCAAAACUCCUUUGUGGAGGCAUGUUAAAGUGCUUCAGAAGAAUGGUGCUUCCGGUGGUAAUGCAAGAUCUGAAUGCCUAUAUUGUGGUCACAUUAUCCCUGGGAGUUAUUCUAGAGUGAGAGCACAUCUAUUCAAGGUGCCGAACCAAGGCACAUCAAUAUGUUCUGUUGCGACACCAGAGAUGGUUGAGCAAUUUCGUAGGGAAGAAGGUGCAGCUAAAGCAACGACUGAAGCGAGCACACAGAGGAGUGCUCCCAUGCCGGUGCAGCUCCCAUUGUCGACGAAGACAUCCAAGAAGAAGAAGCAAACAUGUAUUCUGGAAAGUUUCCACCUUGAACUUCGACAAAUGGCUGAUGCUAUUAUUGCAAGAAUGUUCUACACUGGAGGUAUUCCUUUCAACAUGGCGAGAAACCCAAACUAUCGAGCUGCAUUCAAUUUUGUUGCAACCCAAGACAUGGGUGGGUAUGUGCCUCCAGGAAUCAACAAGCUGAGGACAACUCUUCUGCAGCAAGAGAAGGCCAAUGUGGAUAGGCUGCUUGAACCCAUCAAGAGCACAUGGUCCUCAAAAGGGGUGAGUAUUGCAGCUGAUGGCUGGACUGAUUCACAGAGGCGGCCCCUGAUAAACUUCUUAGCUAUAACAGAGAGUGGUCCGAUGUUCUUGAAAUGCGAAAACACUGAAGGAAAGGUGAAGACCAAGGAGUACAUUGCUGGUCUAUUGAUUGAGAUCAUUGAAAAGGUUGGAUCAAAGAAUGUGAUCCAGGUGAUCACAGACAAUGCUGCAAAUUGCAAGGGUGCUGGUUUGAUUAUUGAAGCGAAGUACAAUAACAUCUUCUGGACUCCCUGUGUUGUUCACACCCUGAACUUGGCAUUGAAGAACAUAUGUGCUCCAAAGAGCGGUGAAGAUCCGGAACUUCAAUGGAUAAGUGAUGUUGCAGCUGAUGCUGUCCAGAUUAAGAAUUUUAUCAUGAAUCAUGGCAUGAGAUUGUCAAUGUUCAAUUCAUUUAGUAAGAUUAAGUUCCUUGCUAUAGCUGACACAAGAUUUGCAUCUGUCAUUGUCAUGUUGAAGAGGUUUCUUCUUCUCAAGGAUUCACUAGUGCAAAUGGUAAUCAGUGACAGGUGGACUGCAUAUAGGGAAGAUGAUCAAGAUAAGGCUGGUUUUGUGAGAGGGAAGUUACUUGAUGAAACUUGGUGGGAUAAUGUGAAAUACAUCAUUGCUUUCACUGAGCCCAUUUACUCAAUGCUGCGGGCAGCUGACACUGACAAGCCGUGUCUCCACUUGAUAUAUGAGAUGUGGGACAGCAUGAUAGAGAAGGUGAAAGUUUUUAUUUACCGGAAAGAAGGAAAGGGUUUAUAUGAAGAAUCUGCCUUCUAUGAAAAUGUCAAUCGCAUAUUACAGGAUCGGUGGCUCAAAAGCAAUACUCCUCUCCAUUGUUUGGCACACUCCCUUAAUCCAAGGUACUAUACUGAUCAGUGGCUUGCUGAAGAUCCUAACCGUGAAGCCCCCCAUACGGAUCCUGAAAUUUCAGAAGAGAUGAACAAGUGCUUUAGAAAGUUUUUUCCCAUUGCAGAGGACCUGAGAAAAAUUAAGCAACAAUUUGCUGAUUAUUCUCAAAAAAGAGGCAUCUUUGGUGUUCCUGAUUCAAUCGAGGACAGAGCCCAUUUUGAUCCACAACAAUGGUGGGGCACUUAUGGUUCUAGAACUCCAGAGCUGAAAGCAUUAGCUUUUAAGCUGCUUGGACAGCCAUCCUCUUCUUCUUGCUGUGAAAGAAAUUGGAGCACCUACAAUUUUAUCCAUAGCCUGAGAAGAAAUAGGCUCACUCCUGAACGUGCUGAGGAUUUAGUGUUCGUGCAUAACAAUUUGCGUCUUCUUUCAAGGAGCUCUGAUGAGUAUAUAACUGGGCCAUCCCAAAUGUGGGACGUUGGGGGAGAUGGCUUCGAGACAUUUGAUGGUGUCGGUAUUCUUCAAGCUGCCAAUCUCAGUUUGGAUGAGCCUGAAUUUGAGGUGAUGAUAACUGAAGAUGAAGGAUCUUCAGUGUGAAGAGGUGGUCUUCAUGGAACAGCCCCCAUAUUUAGCUCUUGUGGAGCAAUUAUAUUUGGCUUUUGUACCUUGUAUCCUUAUGUAAUGUGAUGCACUAACGUUGUAAUUUUUUAGCCUUUGAACUUUGAACUAUUUUAUUAUGUUAUGUUGCUGCAUGUCGACACCUGCAGUUUUAUAUCAAUCUUAUUCUCGCAGAA